Messenger RNA from Emys orbicularis (European pond turtle), 2094 nucleotides. Its product is annotated as zinc finger protein ZFP2-like. Gene Ontology annotation, molecular function: DNA-binding transcription factor activity, RNA polymerase II-specific; RNA polymerase II cis-regulatory region sequence-specific DNA binding. The transcript has 4 exons. Gene Ontology annotation, biological process: regulation of transcription by RNA polymerase II. NCBI's taxonomy places the organism in Eukaryota, Metazoa, Chordata, Testudines, Emydidae. The record is from RefSeq and is a predicted model, not a curated record. Gene Ontology annotation, cellular component: nucleus. The coding region runs from base 1 to 2094 and encodes 697 amino acids.
AUGGAUGUGAUGGAUCCAGCUCAGAUGCCGGUGACCUUUGAGGAGGUGGCUGUGUAUUUCACUGAGGGGCAGGGGGCUCUGCUGGACCCCAAUCAGAGAGCCCUCUACAGGGACGUCAUGCAGGAGAAUUAUGAGACGGUGACCUCGCUGGCAGGAUUUCCCGUUCCCAAACCUGACCUGGUCGCCCGGCUGGAAGCAGGGGAAGAGCCGUGGGUCCCGGAUUUCCAGGCCUCUGAGGAAAGGAAGCUUCCAAGAGGCACCCGCACAGGUGAGGAGUCAGUGACACUGACACAGAAGGUAUCCGCAGGUGACAAGACAAAGAGUGAGAACAAGGAGGGGAAUCCACAGCAGAAAUGUCCUGAGCAAGUGGAGCUGCAGAGGACAUUUUUGAGAAGAGCUGAAGAGAAUUUUUCCCAGUGCUUGGAACAGAGAAAAGCCUGGAGUAAUUGGCACAAGUCAGAAAGGAAGUUGGGAAACCACCAAAGGAAGAAAGUGGAUGAAUCAAUUGAAUGUGGGGGGGCAGGCAAGGAUCCCAAGGAAAUCACAGCCCAGCAGACAAAUCACAAGGAAAAUAAACCCUAUAAAUGCUUGGACUGUGGGAAAAGUUUCAGUCAGCGCUCCGGCCUUAUUAACCAUGGGAGAAUCCACACGGGAGAGAGACUGUAUAAAUGCUUGGACUGUGGGAAAAGCUUCAGUCAGUGCUCAGGCCUUAUUAACCAUAGGAGAAUCCACACAGGAGAGAGACCCUAUAAAUGCUUGGACUGUGGGAAAAGCUUCAGUCAGCACUCAGGCCUUAUUAACCAUGGUAAAAUCCACACUGGAGAGAGACCCUAUAAAUGCUUGGACUGUGGGAAAAGCUUCGAUCGGAGCUCAAAUCUUACUAUCCAUCAGAGAGUGCACACAGGAGAGAGACCAUAUAAAUGCCUUGAGUGUGGGAAAAGUUUUAGUCAGCUCUCAGGCCUUAUUAGCCAUGGGAGAAACCACACGGGAGAGAGACCAUAUAAAUGCCUUGAGUGUGGGAAAAGUUUUGGUGUACCAUCUUCCCUUAUUAUACACCAGAGAACCCACACAGGAGAGAAACCCUAUAAAUGCUCGGAGUGUGGGAAGAGCUUCAGUCAGCGCUCACGCCUUCUUAGCCAUGAGAUAAUCCACACAGGAGAGGGACCAUAUAAAUGCCUUGAAUGUGGAAAAAGUUUCAGUGCACCAUCAGUCCUUAUUAUACAUCAGAGGACCCACACGGGAGAGAAACCCUAUAAAUGCUUGGACUGUGGGAAAAGCUUCAGUCAGCGCUCAGUCCUUAUUACUCAUAGGAGAAUCCAUACGGGAGAGGGACCAUAUAAAUGUCUCGAGUGUGGGAAAAGUUUCAGUGUACCAUCAGCCCUUCUCAUACAUCAGAGAACCCACACGGGAGAGAAACCCUAUAAAUGCUUGGUCUGUGGGAAAAGCUUCAGUCGGAGCUCACAUCUCAUUAGCCAUGGGAGAAUGCACACAGGAGAGGGACCAUAUAAAUGCUUGGACUGUGGGAAAAGCUUCAGUCAGCGCUCAGUCCUUAUUAACCAUGGGAGAAUACACACAGGAGAUGGACCAUAUAAAUGCCUUGAGUGUGGGAAAAGUUUCAGUGUACCAUCAGCCCUUCUUAUACACCAGAGAACCCACACAGGAGAGAAACCCUAUAAAUGCUUGGAGUGUGGGAAGAGCUUCAGUCAGCGCUCAGGCCUUAUUAGUCAUGGGAGAAUCCACACAGAGGAGAGACCCUAUAAAUGCUUGGACUGUGGAAAAAGCUUCAAACGGAGCUCAAAUCUUAUUAUUCAUCGGAGAUUGCACACAGGAGAGAGACCCUAUAAAUGCUUAGACUGUGGGAAAAGCUUCAGUCAACGCUCAGGCCUUAUUAGCCAUGGGAGAAUCCAUACGGGGGAGAGACCCUAUAAAUGCUUGGACUGUGGGAAAAGCUUCAGUCAGCGCUCAGUCCUUAUUAACCAUUUGAGAACCCACACAGGAGAGAGACCCUAUAAAUGCUUGGACUGUGGGAAAAGCUUCAAUCGGAGCUCAAAUCUUACUAUCCAUCGGAGACUGCACACAGGAGAGAGACUGUAA